Molecule: messenger RNA, 468 nt
Organism: Dracunculus medinensis (Guinea worm)
Lineage: Eukaryota; Metazoa; Nematoda; Chromadorea; Rhabditida; Dracunculidae
Source: the annotation of a GenBank genome assembly
AUGAGCAAUCUAAAUUUACUUCAUUUGCAGAUAUUUCGAUCAGAUUUUCUUUUGGAAUGUCGCAUUAAUAAUGAUGGGUCAUGGAAAGUUGAAGUGCUUGGAUGUCAGGCACCCAGUGGAAAAUUCAUUGCACCUGGUGAAAAUCAUACUGAAGAAAAUGUGGUACCUCUUUUUACACUUUUAGCAAUUUUUUUUAUCACAGAGCAAAAUUUCAAAAAAACCAGUUUUUCGCAAAUGAUAAAGAUUUCAAAAGAUUACUUUAUUCAAAAAAUUAAAGGCGAAUCAUGGAUAAGCAAUACAAAUUUCAAUAAAACAUGUACAAGAAACGGUGGUCGUAUUUCAAAUUGUCUCACUGAUAAUGGAACUCCCAUUUUCUUAAAUUCCACAAUAAGCGAAGAUGGAACGAUUUAUAGGUUUUUUUUAUUAUAUUGCUUAAUGGCAGAAGCAAUCAAUCUUGCAAUUUUUUGA